Molecule: messenger RNA, 546 nt
Organism: Linum tenue
Lineage: Eukaryota; Viridiplantae; Streptophyta; Magnoliopsida; Malpighiales; Linaceae
Source: the annotation of a GenBank genome assembly
AUGACGAUCUCCAGCAAGAAGUCGUCAGGAAGCGCUGUUGACGAGGACCGGAUCUCACAGCUGUCGGAGGAAAUAAUCCACCUAAUCCUUCAUCUCCUCUACAACCCAAGGGAAGCGGCGAGAACGAGCAUUUUGUCAAGAAGUUGGCUUCACCUCUGGCAAAUCUACCCUGUCGUCCAAUUUUGGUAUUCGAAGAGGAAUCCUAUAGACAAGUUCCAAAGCUUCGCCAAUGCCACUUCCAUGAGGCUGCUGCGGAUGAGGGAAGAAAGAGGCGCAUCAUCAUCGCCUCUUGACACCUUCAGGAUCCUAUUCAAAACCCCGAGUGACGACAAAGAGAAUCUAGUACUGGAGGAGUUGUUGUCUUUGGCGUCCUUGUUGCCAACCAACGACGACGACCGCAGAUCCCCGCUUCAGAUUUACCUUCACUGUAAUCCUACUCCUACACGACUUAAUUACUCUACUUAUUAUCGUGUGCCCGACGGCGCGUUGUUGAAUUGCCGCCGCACCAAAUCUCUCUCUCUCUCUCUCUUGGAGGUUGCGACAUGA